Molecule: messenger RNA, 630 nt
Organism: Hypanus sabinus (Atlantic stingray)
Lineage: Eukaryota; Metazoa; Chordata; Chondrichthyes; Myliobatiformes; Dasyatidae
Product: secreted phosphoprotein 24-like
Exons: 9
Coding region: 1-630 (209 amino acids)
Biological process (GO): bone remodeling
Cellular component (GO): extracellular region
Source: RefSeq, a predicted model, not a curated record
AUGAAAACCUUCCUGCUUGCAAUUGCUGCUGUGCAGAUCUUCUACUGCUCAGGAGUGCCAAGCACUAAGGAAGCUCUGAGAGCCUCGGUUAUAAAGCUGAAUGAAAUCACUGAGAUCCCCAACCUCUGUGGUAUCACUAGGAGAGGAGUAACAAAUACAUAUCGCACGGGUAAGCUGUCAUACAAUGUGGAUUUAACUUUCUCUGUGAAAGAAACUGUCUGUUCCAAGAAUUCUGGACAAGAAUUUGAUAAUCCUAGCUGCUUCUUCCGCCCUAAAAACAUUGCGGAGAAAGGCUUUUGCAAAAGCCAUGUGGAAUUUUUUGCUGAUAAGGUAGCUGACGUUGAUGUGGAGUGUGAUGGUCUGAAGACAGUUGACAGCGAGAGUGACUCAACAAAAUCGAGUGAAAACAGUAUUGAGUCACAAAGCAAAUCAAAAGAAACAUCGCUUGAGGAAACUUCAAAUGAGAAAAGUAAAUUGGAAGAAACAGCACUGGAAAUAUCUUCAAAUGAAAAAGACAAAUCAAAAGAGACAUCUCUUGAAGAUUCAGCUGAUGUGAAGAGCAAAUCAAAUGAGACAUCAUUUAAGGAGUCUUCCAACGAACAAAAUGAGGACUCGAGAGCCCAGCACUAA